GGGCGUGGCUGGAAAACCCCAUUCACUUAGUUUAUAAAGGCGGCUCAGUGCAACACACAGUGUUACAAUGAAGUCCACACUACACACUUUCUCUGCUCUUCUGGUUCUGGGAAUCUGCAUUCACUUUACAGUUCAGAGAGCAAAGUGUCAGCAUGUUCCGAACCGAUGCUCAUGCAUAAAGUCCAGGAACGGAGUCCUGGGACCUUUUUCAGAUUUCACAGUCACUUUAAAAAGACCUGGAUGUACGAGAGACGAGAUCAUAGUGAUCCUGAAGGAGGACAACCGAAAAGUGUGUCUAAGUCCACAUGGACCACAAGGCAAAAGACUGUUGAAAUGCUGGCACAGAAAACUGGAGGAAGGCAAAAAUGGGAAGACGUGCAUGGGAAGACUCAGACCACGGCAUCAGAAGAAGCAGCGUACCAAAUCGAAAGAACAAAAGAUAAUCAGUGCAGCAUGAUGGCAGCUAAUGUGGUCCUGAAAACACACUACUUUCCAUAAUCUGUUUCAGUAAUCACUAGAUUUAGCAGCUAUUUGUAGCACUAGAUUUUUUUUAUUUUUUUAAAACAAACUUUAUGUAAAGGGCUGGCCCCUAAUUUCUAAAACAGAGCAAAGUAAAGAGGCCAGAGUUAAAAUGUACUGUUAGUUGUAGCAGGUUUUACAAGAGAAUUGCACUGUACAUUUUUUAAAAUCAAAAUGUUUUUAUAUAUGUAUAUAUUUUUUUACUUA
Molecule: messenger RNA, 726 nt
Organism: Hemibagrus wyckioides
Lineage: Eukaryota; Metazoa; Chordata; Actinopteri; Siluriformes; Bagridae
Gene: cxcl-c13b
Product: C-X-C motif chemokine 9
Exons: 4
Coding region: 68-457 (129 amino acids)
Biological process (GO): immune response
Cellular component (GO): extracellular region
Molecular function (GO): chemokine activity
Source: RefSeq, a predicted model, not a curated record